AUGGUCCCAAAUGGAUCCCACCAAAAUAUGGGGAUUAUUCAGUUACUUCAGCAUUUUGGGUGGACAUGGGUUGGUCUCCUUGCUAUAGAAGAUGACAGUGGAGAACAUUUCUUGAAGAUUAUGGAUCCAUUGCUUACCCACUCUGGGAUCUGUUUGGCCUUCAAAAAAAUAAUCCCACGGCAAGCCCACUGGGAUAACUUGGAUGAAAUGCUUGAUAUAUUCUCAAGUAUUAAUGACAUUUUCACAGAUAACAAAGCCAAUGCAUUUAUUAUCAAUGGAGAAGCUUUGACAAUGGCAUCGUUGAGAACUGUUAUGUUUCUACGAGAAACUGAAAACCCGGGAAAGGUGUGGAUUAUGACAAAUCAGAUGGAUUUUGUAUCAGCAUCUGUUCAAAGAGGCUGGAGUUUCCAGCUCUUCCAAGGUGCCAUUUCCUUUGCAAUUCACUCCAAAGAUGUCCCAGGUUUCAAGGAGUUUCUUCAGGUCAUAAAGCCUUACUGGAACCAGGAAGAUGGUUUUAUCAAAGACGUCUGGGAGCAAGCAUUUGACUGUACAUUUCCAAAUCCCCAGGAAGCGUUGGAGAUUGAUGAAAUGUGUACUGGGAAGGAGAGGCUGGAAAGUCUUCCUGGACCACUUUUUGAAAUGGGCAUGAUCAGCCAUAGCUACCUUAUCUAUAAUGCUGUCUAUGUUGUGGCUCAUGCUUUGCAUUCCAAAACCUCAUCAAAAACAAACCACAGAGAAAUGAUGGGGAAUAAGAAGGUUGUUCUUCAGGAUCUGCAGCCUUGGCAGCUCCACCCAUUUCUUCAAGGCAUUUCAUUUAACAACUCAGCUGGAGAAACGAUUUCCUUUAAUGAUAGAAAGGAAGUGGAAGGUGGAUUUGAUAUAAUUAACAUGAUCACAUUCCCAAACACCUCCUUCCAGAGAGUGAAAGUUGGAUGGAUGGAUCCCAAUGCUCUUGAAGGAAAAGAACUAAUCAUUAAUGAGGAUAUAAUUGAGUGGCACAGAAGCUUCAACCAGGUGCUUCCCCUUUCUGUGUGUAAUGACUACUGCCACCCUGGUAAACAGAAGAAAAAGAAGGAAGGGGAAAAAUUUUGCUGCUAUGACUGUGUUCCAUGCCCAGAAGGGAAGAUUACAAACAAGAAUGAUAUGGAUGACUGUUUUAGAUGUCCAGAAGAUCAAUAUCCAAACUUGGACAAGGAUGGAUGCAUCCCUAAAACAACAAGCUUUCUAUCUUAUGGAGACACUUUAGGGAUCAGUUUAGCCUCAGUUGCAGUGUCGUUUUCCUUCAUCACAGCUUUGGUACUAGGAAUUUUCAUUAAGCACAGAGACACCCCCAUAGUCAAAGCCAACAACCGGGACCUCACCUACGCUCUCCUUGUCUCCCUCUUGCUCUGCUUCCUCUCUUCUUUGCUUUUCCUUGGGCAUCCUGUGAAAGCAACUUGCCUUCUUCGACAACCAGCUUUUGGCAUCAUCUUCUCAAUGGCUGUUUCUACCCUGUUGGCGAAGACUGUCAUUGUGGUUGUUGCUUUCAUGGCCACCAAACCGGGGUCCAAUAUGAGGAAGUGGGUGGGGAAAAGACUGCCAAAUGCAAUUGUUCUUUCGUGCUCCCUUAUCCAAACAGGUAUUUGUUGUGUGUGGCUGGCAACCUCUUCCCCAUUCCCCGAUUUAGACAUGCACUCUGUACCCAAAGAAAUAAUUUUGCAAUGUAAUGAAGGGUCAGUCACCAUGUUUUACUGUGUCCUGAGCUACAUGGGUGCUUUGGCCAUCACCAGCUUCAUCGUGGCCUUCCUAGCCCGCAAAUUACCUGACAGCUUCAAUGAAGCUAAGUUUAUUACAUUCAGCAUGUUGGCAUUUUGCAGUGUGUGGGUCUCCUUUGUCCCCACCUACCUGAGCACAAGAGGAAAAGACAUGGUAGCUGUGGAGAUCUUCUCCAUCUUGUCCUCCAGUGUUGGGUUACUAGGUUGCAUCUUUUUCCCGAAAUGCUACAUUAUUGUUCUGAAGCCUGAGUUGAACACCAGGGAGCAACUAAUAAGACAAAAGAAUUAA
This is a messenger RNA of Elgaria multicarinata webbii, 2043 nucleotides long. RefSeq names its product vomeronasal type-2 receptor 26-like. The transcript has 4 exons. The record is from RefSeq and is a predicted model, not a curated record. Gene Ontology annotation, biological process: G protein-coupled receptor signaling pathway. The coding region runs from base 1 to 2043 and encodes 680 amino acids. NCBI's taxonomy places the organism in Eukaryota, Metazoa, Chordata, Lepidosauria, Squamata, Anguidae. Gene Ontology annotation, molecular function: G protein-coupled receptor activity. Gene Ontology annotation, cellular component: plasma membrane.